Camellia sinensis is the source of this 1506-nucleotide messenger RNA. The record is from RefSeq and is a predicted model, not a curated record. NCBI's taxonomy places the organism in Eukaryota, Viridiplantae, Streptophyta, Magnoliopsida, Ericales, Theaceae.
AUGGUGAAUCAGAAUCACUGUCAUUAUUGUGUUUUUAAAGUCGACAUCGUUGAUCAUCCUUCUUUUCUGAAGGUCGACCCUCGUCGUGGCAUGUGGCCUGCUGGGAUUUGGCUAGCUCCAGGGCCAACUCCUGGUGCAGUAUGCCCGGUGGAUAUUGCCACGGCAAAUGAGGAGGUAAAUGCAAGCCAGACCGCAAUAACACAGCUAGGCGAUGACGGCGACGUGGAACUUGUGCGCCCCACCGAAGAACCUUCGGUUAAUACAAUACCACAGCCCGACGAUGCAAUAACGGAGUUAGGUAUCACUGACCAACCUGCUCCGUCCGAUACCGCAUCACCAAGGGGGAAAGAAGUGGAACCGCUUAGCACAGAGCCUGCAACCGGCAUAAUAUUGCAACCCGGUGAUUCGCCUAUGGGCUUAGGCAUUACGGAUCAACUUGCUGAGUCCGGCGCAGAAUCGCCGAGGGGGGUUGAAGUGGAACCGCUCAGCACAGAACUUGAAGCCGAACAGCCUAACAACCAUGAUCCCGUCAAUCUUCAAGCCUCUCAGGACCCCUCAGACUGUGUCGCAUACUCCAAGCAUAUUGUGCACCUAUAUACGUAUCAUGGUGGUGAAGAUAUACGGAAUCACUUGGAGAUUGAUGCUCAUACUGGUAAUGUUAGCGAUCUUGCUUUCUGUCACCCAAACAAACAACUAUGCGUUAUAACUUGUGGGGAGGACAAGACUAUUAAGGUCUGGGAUGUUUCCACUGGUUCUAAGCAGUACACUUUCGAGGGUCAUCAGUUACCUGUUUAUUCUGUGUGCCCACAUACUAAGGAAAACAUUCAGGUAUCCUUUUUUUCAUCUUUUAUUGAUGGGAAGAUUAAGGCAUGGUUGUAUGAUAAUUUGGGUUCAAGAGCUGAUUAUGAUGCCCCAGGACAUUCUUGCACAACAAUGGCUUACAGUGCUGAUGGGACAAGGUUGUUCUCAUGUGGGACUAGCAAGGAAGGAGAAUCAUACAUUGUAGAAUGGAAUGAAAGUGAAGGAGCUGUCAAGCGGACAUAUCAUGGUCUUCGGAAGCGGUCCGUUGGGGUUAUGCAAUUUGAUACAACAAAAGACAGAUUUCUGGCUGCUGGUGAUGAGUUUGUAAUCAGAUUUUGGGACAUGGAUAUUGUUAACCUCUUGACAACUACUGAUGCAGAGGGUGGAUUACCGGCUUCGCCUUGCAUUCGGUUUAAUAAGGAAGGAACACUGUUGGCUAUCUCAACAAGUGAGAAUGGUGUCAAGAUUCUUGCAAAUUCUGACGGUGUUAGGCUUCUGCAUUCCAUUGAAAGUCGUGCACUUGAUGCUUCUAGAAUGGCUUCUGAGAGUGCUGCAAAAGCCCCCAUAAUUGGUACAUUUUGUGCUUCCAGUUCAGUUGCUGGAACAAAUGUUGGUGUUGCAGAUAGAAAUGCUCCAGCGAUCCCUAUGAUUACACUGAAGUCUCCCUACCAUGGAAUCAGCCCUUGCAAACCCACAUGAAGAUAU